AUGGCUGGAAGAAAGCCCGCUGUUCCACCUUCUCAGAUUAUAGAUGCUGUGUUAUUGUUUAAAGAUAAUGUGAUUAAUCAUGAAAAUGGAACACUUGCUGUGGCCACAAAUAAGAUUUGGAGUGAGAUCAGUGAACAUUUAAAUUAUAAAUUAUCUUCUAAUGCAAUUCAUACAUUUGUACAACUAAAAAGGCACGGGAUUUGGGAAAAACUAGGUUUUUCCACGAAAAAGACUUUACCAAUAUUCCCAGAUAAAAUAAUAGGAGUUAAAAAUGAUCUUGAAAGUGAUGAAUUUACUGAGUUGAGUAAUGAUGAUGAUUGUAUCCCCCAAAAAAAAUUUGUUUUUACUUUAUCAGCUGAAGAGUGGCAACAAAUCCAACCUCAAGAAAUUAGUUAUAAAUUGUCUGAUAAAAAUAACCCUAUUCGGAGUUCACGUUCAUAUGUAGUUUUACCAAAAGGUACUUGGACUCCAGUGCUUGCAGAGCAUUUUUGGAUACACACAGAAUUACCUUGUUGUAUAUCCUUCAAAAGAGCAAAAGUUUUUCCUAAUGGACAAGUAUAUGUUAAAGUCGUAGGACGUUGCUCAGUUUGUGAAUCAUACUUUGAAGGAUUUGUAUCUCAAAGACCAGAAGAAAAUGCCAAGGUUCUUAUGUAUUGUACAUAUAAAGGACAUUUUCAUGAACAGCACAAAGCUAAAAAGAGACGAAUAAUUGGCCCAGCCAAAGAUAGAGCAGUUUCAUCUCUUUCUGAAAACGGAAUGUCAAGUGAAACAUAUAGGGAAUUAGAAGCUAAUCGUGUUAUGAAAAUAGGUGCUGAAGAACCUGCAAUAUUACCAUCAGGUAAUGCGUUGAGAAUCCUCAAAUAUCGUAGCCUUGAAGCACGGAAAAGACACAAAGAUACUUUAACAGCCUUAUCAAUUAUGAGAGAUGAGGAUGAUUUUAAGAAUGUCAUUCAUGCUACAGGCUCUGUAGUUAAAAACUUUUACAAGUUUGGAGUAGAAAAAACUAAACAUAUUUUUUUAUAUGAAGCUCUUGCUUAUGACAAGGUGAACCAACGUGGGUUUACUGUAACUAAUAUGUUAAGUGAAAAACAUAAUAAUUCGACCAUUUUUAUAUGGUUGUCUGAAUGGUUAAACUGUCAUGUUCAACCACCUAAAGAAACAGUGUGUGAUAUGUCAUUAGCGCUACUGUCAGCCAUAAGUCAUUGUUUCACUCAGUACUCAUCAUUGAAUGAUUAUAUUAACGUUUGUGCUGAUUUUGUUUUAAAUGAAUUACCACUCCGAGAAUCUCAUUGGCUACCAAGGUGUUUUAUCAGAGUAGACGUAGCACAUUUCAUCAAGUUAAUAACUAAAUGGGUGCCACUGAAAUCAGUAUCCAAACGUGUCAGGGAAGUCAUUCUUCGAGUAAUUGGACUUAUGGUUAAAUGUCAAAAUAUUUCGGAUAUAAAAAAAAUUUUGAUUUCUCUAUUUGUUGUAAUUACAAAUGAAACUGAUGGUUCUGACAUAAACACUGGAUUAGCUACACCGUGUGAAUUACAUAAAAGAGAAUUGAUCAACUUUACAUCGACAGGUACUAUAAAUGAAGACGAAGAAAUAAUGUUCAAUGAUGACCAGGAAUCCAUAUUGGAAGAAGAUGACAAUCCGGAGGAGGGUCUACUAGGAUACAACCCAUUCCAAACCUGGGCUGAGAACAUUUAUGAAAACAGCACGCAUUAUAUAAAAGAAGGAACAGGGAUUAAUGCCAUGUAUUUACCGGCAUUGGUUCCAUAUAUAACAAAAUGUAUGAAACUAUUACCUCUAUGGUCAGGUAUCAUGGUUCCAAUAUAUGGAUAUGGUGAUGAAACUGCUAGUUCUGCCGCAGUUGAGUCGAGUUUCAAAAAACUUAAAACUGUGACAUUCAAACAAGAAAAUUUACCGAUUACAAUUGAAGACUUUUUACCACGUCAUAUUUAUUCACUACGAGGAGCAUCCCUAAUUCACUCAACUAAAACUUCAAAGCCACCAAACAACAAUGACGAAAUUAAUAGACAAUCAAAAAUAACUUCUCAAUCAGACAACAAAAGACUUAUUGAAACUCAUCAAAAUGUUGAAGAAGUUGAACACACAAACAUGGUUUUUGAACAGGAAAAUGAUUUUUUGAUAAUUCCUGAACAAUCAAAUUGUCCACUUUGCUCCGAAGGUAGCGAUACAGGAGCACAUAAAUGUUUUUACUGUGGAAUACCAGUUCAUCCUAUUUCCGCAUGCUCAACUUAUGUACCUGGUAAUGAUGACAUGCGAGUUUGUAUUAUUUGUUCAUUGGUAGAAACUAAUGUAAAUGAGGAGAAUAAUGCACGUGAAACUUGGUGUAGGAUGAAUAAGAAACAACGUAAAACUAAAUCAUACCUCCAACCUAAUCCACAUUUAAGACAUUUGAACUUAAAUAACUCCAAACAGAUCAAAUCGCUACCGAUUCUAAAAAAUGGUUCACGUUCAGAAGAACUUAAAAGCUGUAAAUCUAAAGUUACAAAAGGAAAAAUCGUACUGACGAACACGUGUGCAUUUGAUUCAUUGGCUUCUCUAGUUAUGGUAUCGUAUUGUGAUAGCAAACCAUAUGCCGAAAAAAUUGAUUCUGUUGGACAAAGUCAAUUUCUAAAUUUUAUUUCAAAAAUUAUCAAAAAUGGUAUUACAUCUUCAACAUAUACAGAACGAGCUGAUAUUAUAAUAACAAAGUUGAAUCCAGAAUUAAAAUUGAUGGAAUAUAACACUACGUUGGCUAUUUGUGACUCUACUAUGGGUAAUGUUAUACGUUCAAUGUUGACAGAAUUUCCAACAAUAAAAGAGGCUAUACGAUGUACAUCAAACUGUCAAACAAAACUUAAUACACUAGUGUAUUUAACAUAUCAAACGGAAAAUGGUCAUAUACAGAAUUUGCAACAAUUUAUUGAUAAUCGCCAACACAUUAAAAAAUCAAAAUGUACACAAGACGUGUCUGGAAACUAUUGUGAUGGGGUGAAAGAAAUAAUAUCUGAAUUCUCAGAUAUGCAUUUGUUUAUUGAUGUUCUUCAUUGGGAAGGAGAAAAUGUGAUUUCUAAAGACCGCAGCUCUGAAGCAGCAGCUCAGGUGAAAGAAAAGUUAUGUGAUAUUCCACAAAUUUUACAGCAUAACUCAAAAACAUAUGAGCUUAGAGGAGUACUUAGCUUCAAAGCCGGCAAAACUAAAUUGAGAAAUUCAAUUGGGCAUUAUUGUGCCUUCGCAAAACGAGGGACAAGCAACUGGGAACAAUUCGAUGACAUGAAAAAAAAACCAAUUCCUAUCAAAGAUACAAAAGUUGUAAAUUGCGAAUUUCUUGUAUACUCAAUAUAA
This is a messenger RNA of Macrosiphum euphorbiae (potato aphid), 3339 nucleotides long. The record is from the annotation of a GenBank genome assembly. Lineage: Eukaryota; Metazoa; Arthropoda; Insecta; Hemiptera; Aphididae.